Messenger RNA from Nematostella vectensis (starlet sea anemone), 2490 nucleotides. Its product is annotated as homeobox protein BarH-like 2. The record is from RefSeq and is a predicted model, not a curated record. Gene Ontology annotation, cellular component: nucleus. Lineage: Eukaryota; Metazoa; Cnidaria; Anthozoa; Actiniaria; Edwardsiidae. Bases 1280 to 2143 code for a protein of 287 amino acids. The transcript has 2 exons. Gene Ontology annotation, molecular function: DNA-binding transcription factor activity, RNA polymerase II-specific; DNA binding. Gene Ontology annotation, biological process: regulation of transcription by RNA polymerase II.
UUUUAAAAGAACAUAUUUUAAAAGAACAUAUUCAGCCUUAAAAUGUCCCAAAAAUAAGAACGGCCCAGCCUCAACUGAAAAUUAGACGAUCUUAUAAAAAAGAGUGUAUCUAAGACUCCUACCCCGGGCCUCCUACCAAAGCCUUUAUCUUUAUUUGUUCAGUCACUUCGCUCCCUGUAUGGUCAGAUUCACAAAUAGAGAAGUUAGAUAGAGGCUCUGGUAACCACGGUGUAUGACUGCAAAAUCCCUUAAGAUACCUAAACUCCAUUCCCUGUCGUUGACAGGAAAAUACCCAUGGGUUUCCGAGGAUGUGUCGUUGAAUAAUAAACUCUGAAAUUGGAACAUUUCGCUUUCCAUGCCUAAAUCCCUAAACGGCAAAGUCUUUUGUGUUAGACAGUUGAUUAUUAUGUGGCCGGACAGUCGAUUUUGGCUCUCCUCGGAUGAAAUUUAAAAGAAAUUUAUGGACGUUUACAACCCCCUGCUUACCUGACCAAUACACGUUAGCUGCCACCCACUGCAUUGCCAAAGACCAUAAUACAUUUGUUUAACAAACUGGCGCCACGGGGUAGUAGCUCGAAUUACACAACGUAACUUGUCCGGGUUUUCUAAUCAAGCACGGAGCGCGUCGCAAACAAGGCCAAAUUAGAGGGAAAUUGGUGGUUUAUUAUCAGAAUUUAGCUUAACAAUCGCCGUUCCUACCACUCUUGCUUCUCUCCUAGCCCGUCCUCAAAUGCACCAUCAAGUAUGUCUCCUUGGGUGCGUUUAACUACUUAUACUGCAAAUAAAAGAUGAUAAGUGACUGUAGAUAUGAAUGUUAGAACGUAAUAACAUGUAUAGAUCAGCGUGUAGAUUCCUUUUGUUUUGUUUCUUGUUUGUUUUUCGCUUGACCUUUUUCAGUUUCGCACGCUGCAAUCAGCCGGGUAUAGCGUGACAUGCUUCACUCAACAUCUUGUUGAACUAAAUGGAUGUGACUUUCAGACUGUUCAAUUUUUGACAAACAAAUGCUUCAGUAUUUGUCAACAUUGUGAACUGAUGAUUAAAUAAUAAAUAACGUAGCAAUACCUUUUCUCUAGUUUUAGUCUUUGGUUGAUUGUUCAGGAGAUAGAAUGCGAGAUGAAAGUGUGCGAGUUGAAAUGCAGACAAUAAGAACUAAUGAGAGUGCAUUCCCACGUGAAAGCGGUACAGAGUUUCGGUCAAAACACGCCUAAUCAUAGAGCGUACUAGAAGUGAACUUUCACUUGAGCUUUACACCCAUUUAUUUCGCAGCAAAUAGGCAAAGAUGGCGUCAGAGCAGAACCCCAAACCGCGGUUGGCAUUCUCAAUCGAAAAUAUUCUGAGAGAUGACUUCCCAAGGGCGUCUAAAAUCGUCCAAAGACCAUGCUUUUUCCAAUAUCCGGUGUUCCACAAUGCAAUUUCUAGUGACAAUUACUAUACUGCUCGGCUUGGGUUAACAGGUUCUCUAAGUUGCUAUCUUGGAAGCACUACCCCAAGGAGCCGAGAAAACAAUGUUACUAAAGGGAUACGCAGUCCCCGGAGUCCAGGGCAAGCGACCAGUGCCAAAACCAAUCGACGGCAAAACCCUUCGACAACAGUAAAAGAGGAGGCCAAGGGCUCUUCGCCAAACAAACCCACCCCAAAGCCUCAAAGCGACUCCAAACACGAGCAGAGCACUCCUGAUAAAAAGAAGAAGCGCCACCGAAGCCAUUUCUCCCAGCUGCAGCUGCAGUACCUGGAUGCAAUUUUCGCCCGCCAACACUACCUGAGCCGAGACGAGCGUACGGUCCUAGCGGGUGCACUAGAUAUGACGGAACUACAAGUCAGAAACUGGUUCCAGAACAAGAGGUACCAGAGACGAAACCGGGAACAACAGGCUAUACAGAAACUGGCUAAGCAGGUUCCGGUCAAGGUGCUUGUGAACGAGGGGGUACACGUUACUCGCCCUCUGCCAAUCGCAGCAAGCCGCGAGAGUGUGGCAACGGAACGACGCCAAGCGGUAGCGGACGAAGAGAACUUCUCGGCGAAUCGCUGUCAGCAAAUCCCAAACAGCCAUGAAAGCGAGGCUGUGAGUCAUUGUCAGCCAAUAACAAUGGUCCAACAAAGCGAGAUGGCAUCAAGUCAGGGAGAGACUGAGACGAAGUGUUAAUUGUGUUUUUUACGAAUCGUUUGGUGGAGUAAAAAAGUUUUGUUCAUGAAGUAACUGGAACCUCGUAUCAGUACUUGAACUUCUGUUCGUUUUGUUCGGACAAGCUUUACGAGAGCUUUUGAUAAUAUCAUUAUCUAAAAACUCGUCCAAAUACGAUGACAAAUGUAUACCGUCAUAAGAACACCUUACCAAAAAAAGGAAAUGUUUUCAUGAAAAGAAUAGAUCGCAGGUCCGCUUGAGUGUUGGUUAUACAUUUUUGUGAAUAACUAUGGUUUUAUAUUAUGCGUGUCUAAAAAUAUAUUAAAUUGUAUAUUUUCUUGAAAAAAAAAAACCGCAAAGAGGACAAU